CAAUCACACACUGCACAAUGAAAAACAAUAACGACCCACCAGUUACCCACCUGUUCUUCCUCCUCGUCCUUCUCGGAAUCCCUCUCGCCGCCGCACAAGACCAACCCAGUGACUCACCCUACCCAAAUCUCAACAAGUUCAACCCUUCCUUUGCAAUAAUCAUUGUUAUAUUGGUUGCUGCUCUUUUCCUCAUGGGCUUUUUCUCCAUCUACGUUCGCCACUGCGCCGAUUCGCCGCCGAACAGCCUUCACCCCCUCACCAACGGCAGGUCAAGGAGGGCGGCGCGUGGACUCGACGCGGAGGUGAUCGAGACAUUCCCAAUCCUCGAGUAUUCCGAGGUCAAGGUUCACAAGAUUGGAAAAGAGGCGUUGGAAUGCGCCGUUUGCUUAUGCGAGUUCGAGGAAACCGAAACGCUGCGUUUGAUUCCCAAGUGCGACCACGUUUUUCACCCGGAGUGCAUCGACGAGUGGUUGGCUUCCCACACAACCUGCCCCGUUUGCCGAGCCAACCUCGUUCCCAUCGCCGGCGAGUCCGUUCACGACGUUCCGGUGACGAACCCUGAGUCAACAGAUGUCGAAGCCCAAAACGACGCCGUCGAAUCCGCGCCAGAACAACAAAACGCGGACGCUGAGCGUGUCUUGUCGGAGCCAGAAGUGGUUUCCUUGGAUAAAACGCUGAACAGAAACCGGACGCGGGGUUCUUCGCGAGGUUCUCGGUCGAACCGGCCACGCCGUUUGCCCCGGUCGCACUCGACCGGGCAUUCGUUGGUCCAACCGGGUGAAAACACUAAACGGUUCACUUUGAGACUGCCCAUGGAUGUGAGGAAGCAGAUAAUAAACCGGCAGUUGGAACGUGCCAGCAGCUUGAUUCUAUUCCCCAGAGAAGGUAGCUCAAGGCAAGGUUACCGAACCGGUGGCGAGGGGAGUAGUAGGGGCAAGUUUUCGAGGCGGCUGAACCGGAGUUUUAAAUCGGACCGGUGGGUUUUCACUAUGACUCCCCCAUUCUUAGUUAGGGAAUCGUCGAUUAGGUUCCCAAAAGUAGGUAAUGACGCCGAUGAAGGGGGUUCCUCCGUCGCCUCCGUUACGCCGCAUUCGGCCGUUGACUCAAAUCGCCUUCCAGUUUGACAGUCAUUUGGGUUAUGGUCUUUUGCCCCAACAUCAACAUUUCAUUGUUUUUUGUUUUUUUUUGGGGCACGAUUUUGUUUUCGAUUUAAAAUUUGUAAAAUGUGUAUCAUGAAAAAUUGAUA
Gastrolobium bilobum is the source of this 1246-nucleotide messenger RNA. RefSeq names its product E3 ubiquitin-protein ligase ATL6-like. The record is from RefSeq and is a predicted model, not a curated record. The transcript has a single exon. The coding region runs from base 18 to 1124 and encodes 368 amino acids. NCBI's taxonomy places the organism in Eukaryota, Viridiplantae, Streptophyta, Magnoliopsida, Fabales, Fabaceae.